Humulus lupulus (European hop) is the source of this 1304-nucleotide messenger RNA. RefSeq names its product calmodulin-binding protein 25. Bases 289 to 1029 code for a protein of 246 amino acids. Gene Ontology annotation, molecular function: calmodulin binding. Gene Ontology annotation, biological process: response to osmotic stress. Lineage: Eukaryota; Viridiplantae; Streptophyta; Magnoliopsida; Rosales; Cannabaceae. The record is from RefSeq and is a predicted model, not a curated record. Gene Ontology annotation, cellular component: nucleus. The transcript has a single exon.
ACCGUCCUAUAUAAGGACCCUUUAUGGCCUUCAAAUUUCUUCUCCAUUUAUUUCCACCUUCCUUCUCCAUAGUGUUUUCUGCUCUCUGAGUUCUCCAUUAUCACCAACCCAAUUCUUCACUUCCUCUGUUCAAAGCUUAUCUCACUCCUCACACCCACCAAAUCGGUUGCCCAAACAUCUACAAAUGCUUUGACUCGAAACUUAAUUUUCAACUUCUUUAGCUCUUUUCUUUCGUUACCUACAUCGGACAAGAGUAGAAGAAAAGAGAGGAGUGACUGUGUUGUUUUAAUGGCGUCUUCAGAGAAUUUGGCUAGUACUAUCGAACCAUGGGCGUUCAGACCCACUUUCGUCGGCGGAGACUGUUGGUUCUCGGAGCUUUUCACCCGAGACGCCGAUUCUAUAACCAAAGCCCUUCAAAAAUCGCUCUCGAAUUCCACUAACCAGCCCGAAACUCCGUUGAUCUCACCGACGUCGUUUUCGGACGGCCCUUUCAAGCCCGACCUAGUUCAGACCCCGACCGUUUCUGGUAUUUCCGGGUCGGAUCCUGAGUUGUUCGCCCCAAAACGCCAAAGGGUCAACCCGGUGGUUCCUCCAACUUCGACGAUGACUACCACCACAACCGGCAAGGUAUCUAAAAGAAAGUCCCGAGCCACGAAAAGGUCUCAGACGACCUUCAUAACCGCAGACCCUGCUAACUUCCGACAGAUGGUCCAGCAAGUCACAGGCGUCAGAUUCGGCUCGGCUCAGUUUCCAACAGCGGCUUCGGCGCCGAUCCUGAAACCGGAGCCACAGAGACCCUGCAGCCGGUUCCCGAUCACUAGCGGGUGCCUUCCGACGCUUGACACCUCAGCUUUUCUCCUUGAUCAGCAGCCCGUGGUGGGGUCCAUGUCCUCGCUGGUGAGCUCGGCGCCGCCUCUCUCUACUUUCUCUCCGGGGAUGGGAGGUGACGGAGUAUUGGGUGCCGGCGGUGGAUUGGAUUUCGACACAUUCCCGAGUUUUCCUACUUUGGAAUCAUGGAAAGUGAUGUGAUAGAUAGUUUUUUUUACUUCACUUUUUUCGUUUGUCUAAUUUUAUGAAUAUGUUUUUUUUUUCUUUUCUCUGUGAGAAAGGAUUUCAAUGUUUUUGGAUUAGUAAGUUAGUAUUACUAAUUAGAUGAGACAAUGUUGAGGAUUGGGGGAUAAGAUCUUUGUUAAUAUUAUAGGGGAGAAGUUCUUUUACAUUAUUUCUUUUAAUAGAAUCUAUGGGGAUGUAUUUUGGUUCUUACACGGUAAAUCUUGUAUUACUAUUUUUAACUCUUACCACUA